GGGGAAAGCCUUGCAGCAGCCGGAUCCCGGGAGGUCUCCUUGGAAGAUCUCAUCUCCGAGUGCUGGAAUAAGAGGAGGAUGGUUUGCAGAGGAGAGCUGAGCUGAGCUGAGCUGAGCGAGGGGCUGUUGGUGAUCAACUGCUAGAAGGAUCUGAAGAGGGUUGUUUUGGGGGCCCUGAAAUUCAACUGAAGACAGAAAGCCAUUUAAAAGAACUUGUGAAGAAAAAAACCGCCUGGAAGUGAUGUUGAAUUCUGGGAAAGGGCUGUGCCAGAAAUCUUGGCUAAGGACACCAUGACUUCAGAUGGACAUUGUGGAUGCUUCCAACAGUUCUGCUACCAUGAGGCAGAUAAGCCCCGAGAGGUUUGCAGCCAGCUCCAUGGACUUUGCAGCCACUGGCUGAAGCCAGAGAGGCACACCAAGAAGCAGAUCCUGGACCUGGUGAUCCUGGAGCAGUUCCUGACUCUCCCGCCCCAGGAAAUGCAGGGCUGGGUCAGGGGAUGUGGGCCGGAGACCAGUUCUCAGGCAGUGGCCCUGGCCGAAGGUUUCCUCCUGUGUCAGGCAGAGGAGAGGAGGCAGGCAGAACAGAUGCAGGGACCACCUCUGGAGAUGGAAACUGCAAUCCCUGAGGCAGAAGGAGCUUCCUUGGAGCAGGGGCAGAGGGGGCAGGCGGUGGAGCGUACCCAAGAUGCCCUCUCCUGUGGAACAGGCAGUGAAGAGAUGCUGUUGAGCCGUUGUCUUUUCCAAGGUGUGGGAACAGUUGCUGCACUUCCCAUCCAGGGUCCCUUUUCCUUGGAGGAGGUGUCUGUCUCUUUCACGGAGGCAGAGUGGGCCCUGCUGGAUCCGGGACAAAGAGCUCUGUACAGGGAAGUCAUGCUGGAGAACUAUGGGAACGUGGCCUCUCUGGCAAAGGAUGAUCAGAGGAAUGAGGAGGGUGAGAAACUUCAUCAGGAAAUGCCGGAUAAAGAUAAAAAUGAAGACUUGAACGAAAAUGUCAGGAAUCAAAUCAGAGUGAAGAGAAAGAGAGGUGGCUGUAUGGCAAAGAAGCAUGACGGAAGACAAUGCUCAGAGUGUGGAAAGAAAUUCAGUCGGAGUGGCAGUCUUCAGCUGCACCAAAGAACCCACACAGGGGAGAAGCCUUUUGAAUGCUCAGUGUGUGGAAAGAGAUUCAUUCAGAGUAGCAAUCUUCAACAACAUCAGAGAACCCACAAAGGGGAGAAGUCUUUUGAAUGCUUGAAGUGUGGAAAGAGAUUCAUAUGGAGUGGUAGUCUUCAAAGGCAUCAGAGAACCCACACAGGGGAGAAGCCUUUCGAAUGCUCAGAGUGUGGAAAGAGAUUCAUGUGGAGUGUUAGUUUUCAAAGGCAUCACAGAACCCACACAGGGGAGAAGCCUUUUGAAUGCUUGGAGUGUGGAAUGAGAUUUAGUACGAGUGGCGUUCUUCAAAAUCAUCAGAGAACUCACACAGGGGAGAAGUCUUAUGAAUGCUUGGAGUGUGGAAAGAGAUUUAGUAUGAGUGGCAGUCUUCAAAGGCAUCAGAGAACACACACAGGGGAGAAGCCUUUUGAAUGCUUGGUGUGUGGAAAGAGAUUCAGUUGGAGUGGCAAUCUUCAAGAGCAUCAGAGAACCCACACAGGGGAGAAGCCUUUUGAAUGCUCUGAGUGUGGAAAGAGAUUCAGUCGGAGUGGCAAUCUUCAAGAGCAUCAGAGAACCCACACAGGGGAGAAGCCUUUUGCAUGCUCAGAGUGUGGAAAGAGAUUCAUGUGGCGUGGCAGUCUUCAAAGGCAUCAGAGAACCCACACAGGAGAGAAACGUUUCGAAUGA
This is a messenger RNA of Heteronotia binoei (common prickly gecko), 1818 nucleotides long. RefSeq names its product zinc finger protein with KRAB and SCAN domains 7-like. The transcript is spliced from 7 exons. The record is from RefSeq and is a predicted model, not a curated record. Lineage: Eukaryota; Metazoa; Chordata; Lepidosauria; Squamata; Gekkonidae. Bases 292 to 1818 code for a protein of 508 amino acids. Gene Ontology annotation, biological process: regulation of transcription by RNA polymerase II. Gene Ontology annotation, molecular function: DNA-binding transcription factor activity, RNA polymerase II-specific; RNA polymerase II cis-regulatory region sequence-specific DNA binding.